Molecule: messenger RNA, 555 nt
Organism: Lactuca saligna
Lineage: Eukaryota; Viridiplantae; Streptophyta; Magnoliopsida; Asterales; Asteraceae
Source: the annotation of a GenBank genome assembly
AUGAAUACAAGGUUGGCUAAAGUUGAAAGAGAUGUGACUGCAAUGAAGCAGCUUAUGAAUCUAGGUGAUGAUGAUGAUGAUAUGGUUGUCAAUGACACACCACCAAACUCUCCAUGUGAUAACCCUCCUCCACAUCCACCCCCAUCAUUAAAUCCUCCUCCACCGUCUCCUCCACCUUCUCAUCCUCCUACUCCCACUCCUUCACCACCUGUUCCUUUGAAUGUCGUCUACCCUAAUUCAUACUUUAAAGGGGAGGUUCCUCACGGAACUAAUAGUGAUAUCGUGUCUGAUGAUGAUCAGCUCAAUCCUGGAAAUAGGAAGGCUUACUCCUCACAGGGAUAUCAUGAAGCUGAAGCUGGAAGUUCUAUCUCUGAUGAUUCUUUAACAACCCCUCCCUUCACGAAAAGCAAACUCAUCCUUGAUAUAAAUGAGUUAGUUGCAACAUGGAGGUUUUCUGUUGGUGAAGUAAAUGAGAUCAUGAUGGAAACUAAUGCUUCUAUUCAACAAAAGAAGGAAGCUAGAAAAGAAGAGCAUAUGUCUGCCAAACUUGUUUAA